AUGGACAAAGACUAUUAUAAAGACAAAAUAUUGGAAAUAUUAACAAACGAAACGUACUACAAGGAAGAACCAAGGCACUCAGAAAAAACAAUAAUAAAUAAAAUCAGAAGGCUAAUAAAUGAAUUCCAAGAUUCUUUCAUUGACAAGGAAAAAGAGUAUAUAUGCAACUCUGUUAUCAAAGAGAGCAAUUUUUACAGAUUGCCUAAAAUCCACAAAAGCCCCGAAAUACAAAAUGCCGUAAAUGAGCAGAAGAACCAAUACGUAAAAUUACUAAGACCUGCUGACCUCAAACUAAGGCCAAUAGUUCCUGGACCUCAAGCUCCAGCACAACAGCUAAGUCACUUUCUUGAUAUACUCAUAAAACCUUUGUGCCCAUUAAUACCUAGCUAUGUACAGGAUGGCAUAGAUUUCAUCCAACACAUUCCCCCCACUGUUGCAGAAGGUACUAUACUAGCAAGUUUUGAUGUUACUAAUCUCUAUACGAAUAUACCUCACAGUUUAAGCCUAGAAGCAAUCAAACACUGGGUGGAAAAACAUAGAGAACGGAUAAAUGAUCGCUUCAAGACUGACUUCAUCACCAAGGCCACACGUCUUGUGCUAGAGGAAAAUACCUUUAAAUUUGAUAACAAAACAUAUCGGCAGAUAAAGGGCACGGCUAUGGGUACGCGAUUUGCGCCCUCAUAUGCAAACUUAGUUAUGGGAUACUUAGAAGAAAAGCUCUAUGAGGAAGUGGAAAAGACUUUUGACCAAGAAUACAAAAAACAUAUCAUUAAAAAAUGGAAACGCUUCCUGGAUGAUUGUUUCAUUUUUGGGGAAAAAUCGACUGAAGAUCUAAAUACGAUUAUGGCUGAAACUAACACCACUACAGAUGAAACUAACAACGUCACCACCGAUGAAAACAGAACCACUUCACCAGUAAGUUAUUUAAGAAAACGUAAGUACUUUUCUCAUUUUAAUUGGACUCAACAACUAAACCACGAUUUACUUCGGUGCCAUGAAAAAGACCGAGAUGACCCUUCAAUCGAAUACAUGAAGCAGUUAAAACAAUACUGGGACGAAGCUCUUCCCAACUUAAAUACCUUCACGGCGAAACAGCUACGAUAA
Messenger RNA from Octopus bimaculoides (California two-spot octopus), 1104 nucleotides. RefSeq lists its product as uncharacterized. The record is from RefSeq and is a predicted model, not a curated record. NCBI's taxonomy places the organism in Eukaryota, Metazoa, Mollusca, Cephalopoda, Octopoda, Octopodidae.